CUCCAUUUCUUACACAAAUUUUCUAUACCUCUCCAAAAUACAAAGUUACAAACCUUUUCCAAAACACAUCAUUUUAUUAUUAGUAACAAAUUGCAACUUCCCAUGGAUAAUUUACCUAAAUGUGGAGCUAAUUAUGUGCCUCUUACUCCUCUCACCUUUUUAACAAGAGCCUCUAAUUCUUAUGCCAACCGCACCUCUAUUAUUUAUGCCAAUGUUGGCUUCAAUUGGCGGGAAACCCAUGAACGUUGUUGUCGCCUUGCUUCCUCCCUUCGCUCCUUAAACAUUGUCAAGAACGACGUGGUCUCAGUCCUUGCACCAAAUGUACCCGCCAUGUUAGAAAUGCAUUUUGCUGUGCCUAUGGCAGGGGCUGUGCUCAACGCCAUCAAUACAAGGCUGGACGCUAGAAAUGUUGCCCUUAUUCUCAAGCACUCCGAAGCCAAGAUCUUUUUUAUCGACUAUGAAUACAUUGACAAAGCUAAAAAGGCCAUUGAAAUACUAAUGUCCGACUUUCAAAUGCCAAUGCCUCUUGUCGUUGUCAUUGAUGACCUUGAUUCCCCUACUGGAAUCCGGUUAGGGGAGCUUGAAUACGAGCAGUUGGUAUUCCAAGGCAACCCUGAAUAUGUCGUUGAGAAUAUCGAUGAUGAAUGGGAUCCAAUUACUUUGAGCUAUACAUCAGGUACAACUUCAGAGCCAAAGGGAGUUGUGUACAGCCACAGAGGUGCUUUUUUAAGCACUUUGAGUUUGAUUUUGGGAUGGGAGAUGGGUACUGAGCCUGUCUACUUAUGGUCCCUCCCAAUGUUUCACUGCAAUGGUUGGACUUUCACGUGGGGAAUAGCUGCAAGGGGUGGCACAAAUGUUUGUAUCCGCAAUACAACAGCCCAAGAAAUCUACUCCAACAUAGCGUUACACAAAGUAACGCAUAUGUGUGCUGCGCCUAUUGUUCUCAGCAUAAUCCUUGAGGCCAAGCCACACGAGCAGCGUCAAAUAAUGACCCCGGUACAAGUUUUGGUGGGGGGUGCACCCCCACCAGCACCACUGCUUGAAAGAAUCGAGAGGGUGGGAUUCCACGUGGUCCAUGCCUAUGGGCUCACGGAGGCCACUGGACCAGCCCUGGUGUGUGAGUUUCAAGCCAAGUGGAACAAAUUACCGUGGGAAGAACAAGCCAGGUUAAAGGCAAGACAAGGGCUGGGCAUACUAACACUUGCUGAUGUUGAUGUGAAGAACUUCAAGAAUAUGGAAAGUGUGCCUCGUGAUGGGAAAACAACAGGGGAAAUAUGCCUGAGGGGAAGCAGUAUCAUGAAAGGGUACUUAAAAAAUGAAAAGGCGAAUUCAGAAGUAUUUAAGAACGGUUGGUUUUUCACAGGGGAUAUGGGAGUGAUUCAUCCAGAUGGGUAUUUGGAAAUCAAAGAUAGAUGCAAAGAUGUAAUCAUAUCAGGUGGAGAGAACAUUAGCAGCGUUGAAGUAGAAAGUGCAAUACUAAAACAUCCAUAUGUAAUAGAGGCCUCUGUUGUGGCAAUGCCACAUCCAAGGUGGGGUGAAAGUCCAUGCGCCUUUGUUAUAUUGAGGAAAGACUCGAACUUGAAAGAAUCAGAUGUCAUAGCACACUGUAGGAAAAACUUGCCGGGAUUCAUGGUACCAAAGAAGGUUCAAUUUGUGGAUGAAUUGCCUAAAACAGGAACCGGGAAAGUGCAGAAGAAUCAUUUGAGAGCAGUGGCAAAGACAUUUGUCGUGUCUGAUCAAACAAGCAAAAAAUCAAGCCAAAUAAAAAGGGAAAAUCCUAGAUCAUACAAUCAAAAUUAUGAGCAGAUUCUUGCUCUGUCUCGUCUCUAGAGAUUGAAGAAAGACUUAACAAGUGUUUGAACUUUUUCUUUUUUCUCCUUUUGGCUGCAGCUGAGUUGUUUAACUCUCUCUAAUCACAUCUGUAAUUGGUGUUAACUGUAUGCGUUGUCUUCGGAUAUUUAGUUUUUAAUACUUCAAGAAUUUGUUUAUAAUUUCAUGUUAA
This is a messenger RNA of Solanum lycopersicum (tomato), 2002 nucleotides long. RefSeq names its product trans-cinnamate:CoA ligase, peroxisomal. NCBI's taxonomy places the organism in Eukaryota, Viridiplantae, Streptophyta, Magnoliopsida, Solanales, Solanaceae. The record is from RefSeq and is a predicted model, not a curated record.